CUUGGUGACGACAGCGACCGCCGCCAUUUCGUGUGACCGAGCAGCAAGGAAGAGGCGGCGGGCGGAGGAAGAAGAGGAAUCAGCAGCAGCAGCAGCAGCCGGGGACAGAGAGAAGCUGGUUGGAAACACACUACAAUGGGGAAUAUUUUCGCUAAUCUGUUUAAAGGCCUCUUCGGCAAAAAGGAGAUGAGAAUUCUUAUGGUUGGCUUGGAUGCAGCUGGAAAGACCACUAUCUUGUACAAACUGAAGCUUGGUGAAAUUGUCACCACCAUUCCAACUAUAGGUUUUAAUGUUGAAACUGUAGAAUAUAAGAACAUAAGUUUCACUGUCUGGGACGUUGGUGGUCAGGACAAAAUCAGGCCUCUGUGGCGUCACUAUUUCCAGAACACUCAGGGACUCAUCUUUGUGGUUGACAGCAAUGACAGAGAGAGAGUCAAUGAAGCUCGAGAGGAGUUAACCAGAAUGCUGGCAGAAGACGAGCUACGGGAUGCAGUGCUUUUAGUGUUUGCAAAUAAACAGGACCUUCCGAAUGCAAUGAAUGCUGCUGAAAUCACAGACAAAUUAGGCCUGCAUUCUCUGCGUCAAAGGAGCUGGUACAUUCAGGCCACCUGUGCGACUAGUGGAGACGGUCUCUAUGAGGGCUUGGACUGGCUCUCUAACCAGCUGAAGAACCAGAAGUGAUCUCUGUGUGAACACCACCCUCCCCUUUGCCCCCUUCCCACCCAAUUCUCAUCCUGUUCAGCAUCUUGGCAGAGCUGGCCAGCACCUCUGCUGUCUCCCGGGCGGGCAUGUAAUUUCCUCGCACACACGUCUGUGUCGUGUGAGUGUAUGUGUUUGCGCGCCUGUGCGAGUGGGAGCAGCGAUCUCACACUGUGCCUUAUACAUGCUUAGCAGUAUUAAUCCCCUCUGAAAAAAAACACUACCCUUUCCUUGAAGAUCAUACGUGCAGCUCACCUCUUCCUUCACUGCUGCAGAGAGAGGUUUCCAUAUCAAUCUGUGGUAGGGACAGGCAGAUGUUUUUUUGCAGCAUAUCUUCCAUUGUCCGCAGCAAUGGGAUUAAUUCUCUUGUAAAUCAAUGGGUAAAAGUGAACGCGGUAUUUUGAGAUGUAUUCGGCAACGCUCUGGUCUUGUUGUGAAUAGUGCCAUCAGACCCAAGAUUCUAGUGUUUUGCGUUAAGAUCAUUACGAUUGAUAAGGCAUCAGAAACCAUCCUGAUGGCAAGUUUCCUCUGGUUAUUGUCUCGUAAUAAUCAGUAAUUUUUUUCCCCCCAGAGCUAUUCCACAAGGUGAGGUGUUUUAUUUUUUUGUUUCCCCCACCCCUAGAUUUCCAGCUAGUUUGGUCUUUGAAUCGUGUUAAUGACACAUUACACCUCCUAUACACUGUAGCUAUUUGCACUCUUGGAUAUAUAGCAUUGGAGGAUGGAAAGUGUGCUGCUGGUCUGUUCAGCAACUAGGGGGCAUUUGCAGAGAUGUGUAAUGGUUUAAAAAAAAAAAUGUUUUAGUAGAAUGCCUCUUCUAAUCCAUUCCAGAGAGCCCCCAAAAUGUGGGCAUGGAAGAGGAAAAUUAAUGAAUUUCUCAAGCUAGAAUGCACACUACGUAUCCAUUUGUUUUAUGAAUGCCUCGACCUGUUCCCAGCGCUGCCAUUACACGCACACACCGCAUGGCCUUCCCAGUUUGUGGUUUUAUUCAGGCGCACUGUAACAUGAGUUUCUCAAACCGCCCCCUUCAUACUGGCGUGCAUGUAAUAUCACCAGCCUGGCUCUUUUGUGGCUCCUGAGAUGUCUGCUCCCACUCUUAUAUAUUUUUUUUUUUUAAUUAUUUUGUAUGGAACAUCCUAAAUUAGAUAUUUUUUUUUGAUGUUUCCUACUUGGAAGGAAAUCUGUACAGUUAUGUUAUUCUAAUGUACUAACAUAUUUUUUUUUGUUUAAUAUACAUAUAUAAUUUUCUCCUGUUUUCUUCCUUUUUUUUUUUUUUCUCUGCCCCUCAUUGUUACAUUUAGUUAAGGAACUGGUGUUUGAUUUCAGGAUGAUGAAGUAAGGGGGAGGUGUGGAUUUGAACAGGUAUGAAAAUAACUUUGUAACCAAGCAAGUGGCUGGGCUCAUUGGUCACAGAAGCCAUAUCAAUAGGGCACAAAGACUGCAUUUCUGGAAGCCCUCUGGGCUUAGUGUUCAGACGCUCUUGGGUAUCACCAUUUUAAAAGAAAGCUGAGCGUAUCAUAUUUUUGGUUGUAACAAAGAUCCUUGAAAAAUAAAUAAAUGAUUUUAUAAGUUUGACAAUUUACUUUACCAAGACACUCGGUAAAUAAAAUGUGUUUGUUUUUUUUGGAAGUAUAUUUAAAAUUGAGGGGUAAGAAAGUGAUCUAAUCACAAGAAAAAUUGAAUGUUGGAUUAGCUUAAUUUCAAUCCUUUUUAGUGGCUAUAGCAAGCACCAGUUCUGUAGGAAAAUACCUGUGCAAAGGCUUUCAGUCUGCUGGCCGCAUCGCUCAAUUUGUUGCUAGUCAUGGUCACUAGUAGGACAUCCGUGGUAAGCGUUGGUCAACAUUUAACUGUCCAUUUUUCCUUGGACUGCAGCUUUCUUUAUCCCGGUGAAGGUCCAUGAUUGAGCCAAGAUAAACCUCUGUGCGGACACAUAUCAUUUUGGUCUAUUCCUUUGCUGUGAUUGUCCCCCCUUCCCCCUCUCUUUCUUCAUUGGAUCGAUUGCAGGGAGUUGGACAAUUUACACAUGUGGCUAUAACAACAUUGCAGCACUGCACACGUUUAUUUCAUACAUUUAACUUCAAAAUAUAAACCUAUGGUAUUCCAUUUAGUUUUAAAGCAUUCUGUUUUGUAGAAUUUAUUUCCGCAGGGAUUGGGAAAUGUAGCUCUUAACAAUUUUAAAUCUAUAUAUAUAUAUAAAUAUAAACUUAAGUCUGUAAAUGAGACCAUUUUCAUAUUGUCGCACGUAAAUGAACAUUGAAGCUUUAAGGCUAUAUUUCCUUUUAUUUCUUGUAUAAAACGGAUUUUAAAAAAAAAGGUGUGAAACAUGUGUUGGACCCAAAAUCGAUAUCAUCCAUUUUGUUUUGUUUUUUUUCUAACCAUGCUGUAUUUUCUCUGAUAUGCUCUACAUUAAAAAGGUCUGUAUUGGAGUAA
Messenger RNA from Pelobates fuscus (common spadefoot toad), 3126 nucleotides. RefSeq names its product ADP-ribosylation factor 1-like. Gene Ontology annotation, biological process: intracellular protein transport; vesicle-mediated transport. The transcript is spliced from 5 exons. Lineage: Eukaryota; Metazoa; Chordata; Amphibia; Anura; Pelobatidae. Gene Ontology annotation, cellular component: plasma membrane; cytoplasm. The record is from RefSeq and is a predicted model, not a curated record. Gene Ontology annotation, molecular function: GTPase activity; GTP binding. Bases 136 to 681 code for a protein of 181 amino acids.